AUGGCAAACCCCAUUGACCCCAUGGUCAAGACAUAUGCAACGCCGCCGCCAAAAGUCUCAAAGGCAGACUUUGUUAUCGGCGGUAUCCUGUGCGCUGUUUAUGGGCUAGAGGAACUUCCGCCUCACGGCAAACAUGUUUCCUGUUUAUAUGUGUUGCACGCACGGGGAAAUGCGAUGCAAAGUAUGGAGGGCAUUGCAGCUACUGCUGUUGCAGACUGGAAUGGAAGGCUAAGGACGGGAAAGGUCGCCACAAGCCAGCAGGACCAAGGUCUCAUCGCAGUGUGUUUUGAUCAGAGGAAUCACGGCACGCGCCUGGUUGACAAGCUCCGAAACGACUCCUGGAGACAGGGAAACCCAAAUCAUGCGCAGGACAUGUUCUCCGUUUUCAAUGGCACGGCUCGCGACGUCUCCCAGAUCAUAGACACCAUCGGCAGCUAUGUCUUUCCAAAGGCUGAUCGCCACAUUGUCUACAAUCUAGUUCUUGGCGUCUCCUUGGGUGCCCACGCCGCAUGGCACUGUCUUCUCCAUGAACCGCGCAUCCAGGCCGCCGUCAUCAUCAUCGGAUGUCCAGACUACGCCAGCCUCAUGGCCGAUCGCGCCCGGCUCUCAAAGCUAGCGUCUUGGAAAGAUGGUCACCCUCCCGGCUCCCAGUUCCUUGGCUCCGAAGACUUCCCUCAGAACCUCGUGGACUUGGUCAGGACUUGGGACCCGGCUGGAUUAUUGCUGAGCUACAUGAAUGAACCAUCCUUGGACAGUCCCAUCCGGAACAGACCCGUGCACGACCCAACGGACGCAGAACAACAAGCCUUGAAGCCAAUUAUGAGACGGUGCCUGGGUGGAAAGAGAAUCCUGAACAUCGCCGGCGGCUCUGAUAAGUUGGUGCCGUACAGCCGUGGAGAGCCUUUCUUAUCCUGGCUUAAGAGAGCAAUCGCCCCUCACGGUUGGUUUGCCGACGGAAAGACGUCUCUGGAAGAUGUAAUAUUUGAGGGGGCGGGGCAUGAAGUGACGCCCGCUAUGGUUACGGAGGCCAUUCGCUUCGUUGGCGAAACGUUGGCUUCAAGCCGGGGCGAACCUAACUUGGGUGUUGUUCGCAUGUCAAGGAUUUAG
Molecule: messenger RNA, 1107 nt
Organism: Uncinocarpus reesii 1704
Lineage: Eukaryota; Fungi; Ascomycota; Eurotiomycetes; Onygenales; Onygenaceae
Exons: 2
Coding region: 1-1107 (368 amino acids)
Source: RefSeq, a predicted model, not a curated record